AUGCUUGUGCUUCUGGAUUCGGCUGAGCUUCACCAGAGAUCUUCGCAGUUCAAAGGGGCGGUUCGGUGGUCUGGAAAAGCGGCGAGGCUGAGAAGUGGCUUUUUGGAUCAAAGCGGUGUAGCGAACGGAGGAGUGGUUGAUUUGCGGUGGUUUGGUUUUCUCUCUGGUUCUCAGAGGCGACGUGUCCGUAAGGUUUUCCCAUCGGCGUUGUCUCCUGAUGGUCAAAGCUUUGCAGUCUGCGCACGGUGGGAUCCUUCUUCCCAGCUCCGGUGGAAGCUCUGGGUUUCUUCCGGUGUUCGGGUCCGCUUUCUGUUCUUCAGGCAGUGGUACAGGUUGUGUCUAGCGGUGGUGAGUCUUCUCCUCCGGUUUAUACCUACCUUCAAUGGGUUUGGUCUUCUUGGGGCGCUGCUUCAGUUUUUGCUUCUGGGUUCGGCGUUGUCCGGUGGCGUAACUGCUCUUGCUCGUCUUGUGGAGACUGGCCCAAUGCUGCUGCUCUUGGAUGAGUUCUUGAACCUGUGGUAUAGCUUAGGUGUAUUGUUGUUCUGUGUUUUUGAUCCAAGUUGUAUGCUCAUCAAGCUUAAGGUGGAUACCAAUACAGAUGAAGUUUAUGCAAAAGUUUCGUUGUCGCCAUUUUCACCUGAAUUUGAAGUCUCUAUUCCUAAUGGCAACAACGAACAAAACAUUAACUAUUUUACCAAGGUGUUAACUGCUUCGGAUGCCAGCACACAUGGUGGUUUUUCUUUAUUUAAAAAAGAUGCCAUUGAAUGUCUUCCUCUAUUGGAUAUGUCACAGCAAGCACCGAGUCAGUGGAUAGUUGCUAAAGAUCUCCAUGAUCAUGUUUGGAAAUUUAAACACACUUUUAGAGGUACACCACAAAGACAUCUUUUCACAUCUGGUUGGAAACAGUUUGUAAGAAAAAAAAGUUUGGCCGUUGGAGACUCUGUUGUAUUCCUUAGAGGGGAGAAUGGGGAAUCACAAAUCGGAAUCAGAAAAGCAGCGCCUCAACAAAGCAACAUAUCAUCAUCAGUAAUUUCAAAAGAGAGUAUGCAUUAUGGUUUAGUUGCUACUGCAUCGAAUGCUAUUAACUCCAAAUGUAUGUUCGACGUGUUUUAUAGGCCAAAGUCGAGCAAAUUCAUUGUCAACUGCAAAAAAGUUAUAGAUGCAGUGAACAUGAAGUUCAAUACAGGUUCAAGGUUUACUAUGAAGUUUGAAGGACGUGAUUUUAAUGAAAUAAUAUAUUCUGGGACAAUAGUAAAAGUGGAAGAUUUCUCCAUUUAUUGGAAGGAUUCAGAAUGGCGAAAUCUACAAGUUCAGUGGGAUGAAGCUGCAACAAUUUCAAGACCUAAUAAGGUCUCUCCAUGGGAAAUCGAGCCUUUAAUUCGAAAAAACAAACGCCAACGCGAAAUUAACGAAAUUGUGAGCUAUGCAGGUCUUGCUAUGUCCAAACCAUAUUACAAUGACCAAAUGGUCCAGUCAACAAAAGAAAAUUCAACCACCAAUGCAUCUAGUAGCUUCAGAUUGUUUGGAGUUGAUCUAACGGCUUCUACCAAAGCAAGAGAUGUUUUGGAACCACUUGAAUCAUACCAAAAGAGUAAAAUUUCUGAAAUCUUUGAUGAAGAAAAGCUUGAUCAAAUUCAAGCAGUGACAUCACUAACAGAAAUCCAAACGAAGAAAAUAAGGUGUACUACAAGUAGUACCAAGGUUCACAUGGAAGGUGUUGUUAGAACUGUUGAUUUAACUGAUUUUGAUGGAUACAAUCAGAAC
Brassica rapa (field mustard) is the source of this 1764-nucleotide messenger RNA. Its product is annotated as auxin response factor 22-like. Gene Ontology annotation, cellular component: nucleus. Gene Ontology annotation, molecular function: DNA binding. The record is from RefSeq and is a predicted model, not a curated record. Lineage: Eukaryota; Viridiplantae; Streptophyta; Magnoliopsida; Brassicales; Brassicaceae. Gene Ontology annotation, biological process: response to hormone; regulation of DNA-templated transcription.